Messenger RNA from Stegastes partitus (bicolor damselfish), 2087 nucleotides. It is a transcript of the gene cunh12orf56, whose product is annotated as chromosome unknown C12orf56 homolog. The coding region runs from base 1 to 1731 and encodes 576 amino acids. The transcript has 14 exons. The record is from RefSeq and is a predicted model, not a curated record. NCBI's taxonomy places the organism in Eukaryota, Metazoa, Chordata, Actinopteri, Pomacentridae.
AUGGCCCGGACCGGGUCCGGGACGCUGCUGUGCCGCCGGAACGUGCGGCUCGACUCGUUCCUGAAGCGGAACACGGAGCGGGCGGUGUACGAGCGGAUCCGAGCCUACGAGCCGUGCGUGGUCCGGUCCGACACCGUCAACAAGGUGUACAUGCACGUGGUGCUGAGCGACCAGAAAGUCUACCUGGCCGAGUACCCGCCGCGCGCGCUCACCGCCGCCGUCAGCUUCGGCCGCGUGCGCGACAUCGACCUGGUCAACGACCUCCCAGAUUUCCUCAGCGGUAAAGAUCGUGAGCGCUGCCAGCACAUACGAAUCGUCUACGUGGCCGAUAAGCCGCCCGCGAAGGGACGCGAUUGGCUGGGGAGAGACAAGGGGGAGGAGCUUCCCCCCGCGGCCCCGCCCACCCGCAGAGCCAGCUACUGCCCGACAACAGACACCUUAGAAGAGGCAGCGACGACCAGCGGCCAGUGGAAGGAGGAGCUGCUGCCGAAGCUAAAGCCGACCCGUUCUGCUUCCUGUCCAGACCCAGAAACUCUGCGCCUCCCGAAGGUUCCUCACCCUCCCACCCAGCCUCCCUCCAGCUCACCCACAUCACCUCCGUCGCCCUCGGAGCAGAACCUGAAGAACGGCCAGGUGCCGAGGACGUUCGGUUCGGUUCUGUCCCGACUUCUGAGGCGAGACUGCGCGAGCGGCGAGGAGGAGAAGGAGGCGGAGCUCCACCUGUACGCCGUGUCGCAGACGUCCAGGCUUUACCUCCACCUGCAGAGCGCCUGGAACAGCUUCCUCAUCAGGUCGACUCUGCUGCUGGAUCCUCUCUACAGAAGGAGGUGCAGCGCUUCAUCCGACUCCUCUGCUCCUGCAAUCAGCUGGGAGCGGACGGCUCACCUGUUCGGUCAGCUGAGCUCGGAGCUGCUGCAGGACGGCAUCAGCGUGGAGAGCUUGUACCUGCUACUGCAGGAGCUGAGAACCGCCGCCCACCGCAACGCCACGCUGAGACGACUCUUCUGGAAGUCCGGCGACGUCGGCGAUUUCCUGGUUCAGACUCUGGAGGAUUGUCUGCACGGCUGUCAGAGCCCCAGUGGAUCGUACACAGAAGAUCAGCUCCUGCUGAGCACCGAAGUCGUCCAGACGCUCGCCGUCAUGUUCAGAGAGACGGAGGUCGAAGCCGCCAGAGUCAACCUGCUGUCUGCCAAAAAAGGAGCUCUGGCCUCCCGAAUGCUGCUCGCCUUGAUUUGUGAUCCACAGCUACAAACUCAAAGCCGAGGUUCUCCGAUGGACUCCGAGCUUCAGGCCUUACUAGCCGAGUAUCUGGACGCCGCCUGCUCUCUGCUGUUUGAGCUGCUGCUUUUAGGCCACGAGACCAACAGGUGUUCCUCUGCUGACAACAAUUUAUCAGUUGGCUGGAUGUUGCGAGUCCUGCAGCCUCAUCCUCACCUGUUGUCCUUCAUUGGAUACCAGGCCCAGCAGGUGUUGCUGGUUCUGUCAGACCAGCAGGAGUCGGUUCUGAGCCCCGUUCAGUCCGUCCUGCUGUUCCAGCGCUGUCGCCUCCUGCUGGCCUGUCUGCAGUACAACAGCCAGCUGGCUCAGCACCUGCGGACCAACUUCAGAGAAGAGUUCAGGUACUCGGUGAAGCCGUCGUGUGCUGAGGAGAAGCUGCCGUCUCAGUAUCCGAUCAGCCGACCGACUCUGCGACUGGUGGAAAAUAUUCUGACUCUCAUGCUGCGCAGAUGAUCCAACACGAAUGUGCUCUUACGACUUUAUACGUGUUCAGAACACGCCGACGGACGGAGGACUUUGGAGAAAGUGUGCCUUUACAGAGUCUGAGCUGUACGGCCGAAGGAACGUCUACGGAAAGUUUCUGUAUUUUCAUUUACUGACUCUAAGGAGAGAUAAUAUUUAUAUUACAAAGACAGUGCUGCAAGUCUGUCCCCUGUUAGAAACUAGCAGGACGGGCGCCUGGAUAGCUCAGCGGGUAGGACGGGCAACGUACAGGGGCUAUAGUCCCCGAUGCAGCGGCGGCGGUCCGAGUCCAGCCAGUGGCUCAUGCAGGUCAUUCCCUCACUCUCCUCCCCAUGUUUCUCUGUAAC